Molecule: messenger RNA, 2266 nt
Organism: Bufo bufo (common toad)
Lineage: Eukaryota; Metazoa; Chordata; Amphibia; Anura; Bufonidae
Gene: ELL
Product: elongation factor for RNA polymerase II
Exons: 12
Coding region: 54-1856 (600 amino acids)
Biological process (GO): positive regulation of transcription elongation by RNA polymerase II; transcription elongation by RNA polymerase II; snRNA transcription by RNA polymerase II
Cellular component (GO): transcription elongation factor complex
Molecular function (GO): cis-regulatory region sequence-specific DNA binding
Source: RefSeq, a predicted model, not a curated record
GUCCUUCUAGGGGAUGGGAGCGAGCCGCUACCGUGGGGAAUGGUGUUGUUAAGAUGGCGGCGCUGCAGGAGGAACGGAGUUACGGGCUGUCCUGCGGGAGGGUCGGAGGAAGGGUGUCCGUCUUCCACGUGAAGCUCACCGACAGCGCCCUACGGGCCUUUGAAAGCUACCAGAAGAGCCAGGACUCCAAAAGUUUAAAGCCAUCUAUUCGAUUUCAAGGUAGCAAAGGGCAAAUUGCCAUCCCGCGACCAGACUGCCCUACGGAAGUGCGAACUUUCACGUUCUAUCUAUCAAACGUUGGCAGGGAUAGUCCUCAAGGGAGCUUUGAUUGCAUCCAACAGUAUGUUCAGAGCAAUGGAAAUGUAAAGCUUGACUGUCUGGGCAGCAUCCAGGAUAAAAUCACAGUGUGCGCUACAGACGAUUCCUAUCAGAAGGCACGACAGAGCAUGGCCCAAGCCGAGGAGGAGAACAAAAGUAGAAGUGCCAUAGUCAUAAAAAUGGGUGGUCGGUAUGGAGGCAAAAAGGUUCAAGUCCGAAAACCUGCCCCAGGGGUUCCAGAUGCUUUCUUAUCUCGAAAGAAGCCAACACCAGUCAACAUGGCCAGCGCAAUAAAGAAAAGCACCAACGUUGUAACUCAGCGACCCUUCAAAGAUAGGGUCAUGCACUUAUUGGCUCUCAAACCAUACAAGAAGCCCGAACUUAUUCUGCGCCUGCAGAAGGAUGGUCUGUCUGUGCAGGAUAAGGAUUCCCUGGAUAGCAUCCUGCAACAGGUAGCGAUUCUGAGUGCCAAAGACUGCACUUGCACCUUGAAAGACUGUCUGUAUAAGGAGGUGCAGAAGGACUGGCCUGGUUACUCUGAAGGAGACCAGCAGCUGCUGAAAAGGAUUCUUGUCCGGAAGCUCUGCCAACCACCGAAUCCUGGAUCAGGUGGAGACAGUGCGCCUCUGAGUCCCCCCAAAGACAAUGUGAAUUCCGCUACUCCCUUUCCUCAGAAACGACCUCAACAAAAUCCAGAAUUCAUCGACCCUUUAGCCAACAAGAAGCCACGUAUUUCCCACUUUGCACACAAAUCACAGGCUACCUUCAAUGGAAAGCUAAAUUCUUCCAAUGGAAAGGAUUCACCAGCUCCCCCAGUGUUGCCUCCAAGUGUGGAUCCCGUCAGUUCAAGUUCCCACUUACCGCCACCCCAUGAACCUCUGUCAGAUUCCAGCACUGACACACAACAGAAAGACUGUGAGGGUCAAGAAGUCUCUGAGAGGCUAGGACACCCUCUAAAGACAGACUGCCCCAGCAAGGCCAAACAGAACUGUAACCCAGCACGUACAAAGCCCAAAAAGAAAUCGCGAAAGCACAAGGAGCGAGAUCGAACCAAGGAGAAGGGCACUGAUGAAAAACAAAACUGUCGCUUGGGCAAAAGCUCCAGCUUACUCACUGGCUCUCCUGAAGUGGUGCUUGAUUUAAAUGGGGCAUGCAGUAAUUCCAGUAUUCCAACAUCUACAUCUGAGAUGCCAGAUUAUAUCCUGAAAUAUGCAGCGAUCUCAUCGCUGGAACAGCGGCAGAUUUACAAAAAUGACUUCAACGAAGAAUAUAAUGAAUACAGAGACUUACAUGCAAGGAUAGAGAGGAUAACCAGCAGAUUUACACAGCUCGACGCCCAGCUGAAACAGCUGAGUCCGGGUACUGAGGAGUACAAGACCAUCCACGAUCAAAUCUUACAAGAGUACCGUAAAAUUAAAAAAUCAAAUCCAAAAUACAGUGAAGAGAAGAACAGAUGUGAAUAUCUCCAUAAUAAACUGGCUCACAUAAAGAAACUGAUUGCACAGUAUGACCAACAGCAGUUUCAGUCUUGGCAUUAAUGCCCACAUCCAGGUAGCAGCAUCUUUGCACCUGGGUAUGUGACUAUUUUUUUGUUCAUUUUUUCCCCUCUGUUCUGAUACCUUUUCUCCUGCCAGCACCAGUGAAAGUAUUUGCCGUAAGGAGCAUUCAGACUUUUGGUUAAAUUUAUGGAAGUCUUUCUUCUGCCAAACCAAGUAGUGGAAUCUGCACUUGGUGUGGGCAUUUUCUCCAUAAAUGCGUUUUAAGUACAAUUUUAAUAUAUAUUUUUAUUUUUUUUGUCCCAUGCCCCUUUCUUUUUCUUCAUCCCUUUUAACAUUUUUGUUGGACUAAUGAGAAAUAUACAAAUGCCAAAAGAAGAUAUGCUAUUUUUAUUUCCUGAAUUAUUGCUGGAAUCCAAUAAUAAACCAAUUAAUACUGUUGAAUGUAUGCU